Messenger RNA from Merops nubicus (carmine bee-eater), 2164 nucleotides. It is a transcript of the gene CALD1, whose product is annotated as caldesmon 1. The transcript has 12 exons. Lineage: Eukaryota; Metazoa; Chordata; Aves; Coraciiformes; Meropidae. Gene Ontology annotation, cellular component: actin cytoskeleton. Gene Ontology annotation, biological process: muscle contraction; angiogenesis; actin filament bundle assembly. The annotation marks the transcript as partial. Gene Ontology annotation, molecular function: myosin binding; calmodulin binding; actin binding. The record is from RefSeq and is a predicted model, not a curated record.
UGUGCCAGAAGAGGAAACCAAGCGUGCUACAAGGGGAGCUGAUGACGAAGCUGCAUUGUUGGAGAGACUGGCAAGGCGGGAGGAGAGACGCCAGAAACGUCUACAAGAAGCCCUGGAACGUCAAAAGGAAUUUGACCCCACGAUCACAGAUGGGAGCUUGUCACUGCCCAGCAGAAGAGAAGCAAACAACGUGGAAGAAAACGAGACUACGGGGAAGGAGGAAAAAGCUGAAACACGCCGAGGACGCAAUGAGACUGAGGACAUGGAAACAGUUACCAAAUCAUAUCAAAGCAACAACUGGAGGGAAGAUGGGGAAGAAGAGGGAAAAAAAGAAGAAAAAGACAAGGAGGAGGCACAGGAUGAGAAACCAAAGGAUGUCCCCGCAGAGGAAAAUCAGGUAGAUGUGACAGCAGAAAAAGCCACAGAUAAAGAAGAGGUAGUAGAAACAAAAAACAUAGCUAUAAAUGCAGAGGAACAUAAAGCAGAAAAUGAUGCAAAUGCUGUUCUGGAAGGGGAGCAAAGUCUAGCUGAUGGUGUAGACAAAGAGAAGCUUAGGGAGGAGGAAAAGGCUGAGGAAGAAAGGAAAAAAGCAGAAGAAAAAGAGAAACGUGAGGCAGAAGAAAGGGAGAGGUUAAAAGCAGAGGAAGAAAAGAAGGCAGCUGAGGAAAAACAGAAAGCAGAGGAGGAAAAGAGAGCAGCUGAGGAGAGAGAGAGGGCUAAAGCAGAAGAGAAGAGAGCAGCUGAGGAAAGGGAGAGGGCUAAGGCAGAAGAGGAGAAGAGAGCAGCUGAGGAAAGAGAGAGAGCUAAGGCAGAAGAGGAGAAGAGAGCAGCUGAGGAAAGAGCAAGGGCUAAAGCAGAAGAGGAGAAGAGGGCAGCUGAGGAAAGGGAGAGGGCUAAGGCAGAAGAGGAGAAGAGGGCAGCUGAAGAAAAGGCUAAGCUAGAAGCAGAGAAAUUAAAGGAAAAACAAAAGAUGGAAGAAAAGAAAAUAGAAGAUAAACAGGUAAAAGAGAAGAAAGUACAAGAGGAAAAACCUCAAGCAGCUUUCCUAAGAAAACAGGGGGAAGAAAAAGAGGUUAAAGUGGAAGCUAAAAAGGAAAAGCUACCAGAUGAGAAGCGCCAACCUACCUCCAAAAAAGAUCAGGUAAAAGAUGACAAGGACAAAGGAAAAGCACCCAAGGAGGAAAUGAAAAGUAUCUGGGAUCGUAAGAAGGGAGUUCCUGAACAAAAGGCACAGAAUGGAGAACGUGAACUCACUGCCCCAAAACUUAAAUCUGAGAAUGCUUUUGGCCGCUCCAGUUUGAAAAAAAAAAAGCCAGGCGCCCAGUUUGAGGCUGGAAAGCGGCUAGAGGAUCAGCGGCGUCGCCGAGGAGAGAAUGAGGAACUUGAGAAGCUGAAGGAGAAGCAGCAGGAGGCAGCAGCAGAGCUGGAUGAGCUGAAGAAAAGGCGGGAGGAGCGCCGGAAAAUCCUGGAGGAGGAGGAGCAGAAGAAGAAGCAGGAAGAGGCUGAGAGAAAAGCCAGAGAGGAGGAGGAAAAGAGAAGGAUGAAGGAAGAAAUUGAAAGGAGAAGGGCUGAAGCUGCAGAGAAACGUCAAAAGAUGCCAGAAGAUGGUGUAGCUGAAGACAAGAAACCAUUUAAAUGUUUCAGUCCUAAAGGUUCAUCUCUCAAGAUAGAGGAACGAGCAGAAUUUUUGAACAAAUCCGCUCAGAAAAGUGGUAUGAAACCAAGUCACACAACAGCAGUUGUCUCAAAGAUUGACAGUAGACUUGAGCAAUACACUAGUGCAAUUGAGGGCACAAAGGCUGCAAGACCAGCUAGGCCAGCAGCUUCUGACCUUCCUGUUCCAGCAGAAGGUGUCCGUAAUAUUAAGAGCAUGUGGGAGAAAGGGAAUGUUUUUUCAUCACCCUCUGGGACAGGAACACCAAAUAAGGAAACUGCCGGGCUAAAGGUUGGUGUCUCCAGUCGUAUCAAUGAGUGGCUAACCAAGACCCCAGAGAGCAACAAAUCACCUGCUCCAAAACCUUCUGAUUUAAAACCAGGAGAUGUAUCUGGCAAACGUAAUCUCUGGGAGAAGCAGUCAGUUGAAAAACCAGCUUCUUCUAAGGUAUCAGCUAUGGGGAAAAAAUCAGAGACUAAUGGUUUGAGACAAUUUGAGAAAGAACCAUAG